Molecule: messenger RNA, 609 nt
Organism: Cordyceps fumosorosea ARSEF 2679
Lineage: Eukaryota; Fungi; Ascomycota; Sordariomycetes; Hypocreales; Cordycipitaceae
Exons: 4
Coding region: 1-609 (202 amino acids)
Source: RefSeq, a predicted model, not a curated record
AUGACACAAGAUUUGGUCCGCCACAUAAACGCGGAGCACAGUCAAAGCGAUCAGAAGAAGCUUGCGCUAGACCUGGCGAGCUUGAGUUCCGGCCCAAAGAAGUCUUCCAAGGACAAGGAGACGGCGACUCUCCGCCCGGCGCAGGAUGAUGACGCCAAAACUCCGAGCGCGGACGACAUUUUUGCAAAGUACAACGAGGAGGACGAGGACAGUCUAACUGCGAGCAUAUAUCACUGUUCUACAACGCCCACGGAGGAAUAUGAGCAAACUCUGGCUACAAGUAUGGGUGACAUUUCUGUGCAAGAAGUGCACAAGGCCGAGGACUGCAUCGCGAGUCACAUGAGGGAUCUUUCGCUUCAAUUCACGCUACCACGACUAGGACAAGCGACGCCAACGUUUCUCAAGCCGGCGAUCCCGGCGAUGGACUCCUCGGCCGAUUCCUCGGACGACGAUGGUCGGCCAGAGUUGGAUGUAUCAGUGGACCUGUUUGACCCCAAAAACAUGAAGGACGGUAUUCCGUUCGAGUUUUACAUGCGAUUUCUGAAACUAUACGAGAAGCUUUGGUUGAGGUUCGAAGAUGGCAAGCGCCAUCACCAGUCACUUUUGUAA